AUGAAUUUUGCGUUUUUCCAAUGUACUUUUUUCCGAUUAUUUUUUGAAAAAAUCAAUAAUUUCGUUAAUCUUUUGGUGAAAAAUCUCAUUCAUGGAGGAGAAUUGAACUUGAUUCAGCUGAAGACACUCUUACGUCCAGCUGCUCUACUUUGCGAUGCCAAAGACUACUGGAACGAUGGACCAAAGAUGAACGACGCCAUACGCAAACUUCACGGCAGCCAGCAACUCACUGGUGACGUUCAUUUCGACUCAGGAGGUGAACGUGAGGAUCUGGUAUACUAUGGCAUUGGCAGAAUCAAUUCGCAGUUUGUCAAGGUACCUUCCUCUCAAAUGCACAUUUCGUGUAAAACAUUAUUUCGUCAAACUGGUUUCUUGGAAAAAACGAACAAGAAGAUAUGGGAAGAAUACAAUGCAUCAAAAGACAAGAAAUAAAA
This is a messenger RNA of Strongylus vulgaris, 434 nucleotides long. NCBI's taxonomy places the organism in Eukaryota, Metazoa, Nematoda, Chromadorea, Rhabditida, Strongylidae. The record is from the annotation of a GenBank genome assembly.